AUGUGGUUAGUUGCGAAAAACAGUUCUCUGCUGUCGCCUGAUCUGACGCUGAUCAUUUUACAUACUGCCUUAAGAAAUUUAAGGGUGUUGGGGUCCAUCGGGCCGAGAACCUCGAUACAUAUUGGCAAGAAUUCCAUCGAGGGGAGGGCGUUCCCAUACUUUUUCAUUUUCUCGUCCGCUGCCCUGGCCGCGGCCAAACCGCAUUCUUUACUUGUCAGGUUUACGUAUCGUUUGGCGAGGGUGCAAGGGACCGUAACAUCCCACGCCAAACAUCUGCCGGCUCUCCAAGGACCAUUCUAUGUCCCGCUUCUGAGGGGAACUUUAUCAGGCCAUAUACAGAUGAACUCUGACCUCGUCUUGAAAAAGUCUUUAUAG
This is a messenger RNA of Helobdella robusta, 375 nucleotides long. RefSeq lists its product as hypothetical. The coding region runs from base 1 to 375 and encodes 124 amino acids. The transcript has 2 exons. NCBI's taxonomy places the organism in Eukaryota, Metazoa, Annelida, Clitellata, Rhynchobdellida, Glossiphoniidae. The record is from RefSeq and is a predicted model, not a curated record.